Messenger RNA from Caenorhabditis briggsae, 561 nucleotides. The transcript is spliced from 5 exons. The record is from RefSeq and is a predicted model, not a curated record. Bases 1 to 561 code for a protein of 186 amino acids. NCBI's taxonomy places the organism in Eukaryota, Metazoa, Nematoda, Chromadorea, Rhabditida, Rhabditidae.
AUGAGCAAGACAAGUCUCGAUAAACAAAUAAGUGGACGGUCUGCAGAGGUUAGCAAUAUUAGGACGAAGGUGUGGAGGAGAAUUCAAGAAGAAACCAACGUUCAAUUCAAUUCGUUAACACCAUACAACUUGGUUCAGGUGAAAAGGCUGUUUCGAAUUAUAACCGUCGGAAAGAAAGAACCGCCGAUUCGAGAGAAGGCUGUGAUGACGGCAGAUCCUUGGGUAGCUGAGAUGGAUGUGGACGAUACUCCGAUUUAUGAGGAUACGGAUGAUAUUCAGACAUUCCAGGAUAAAAAUAACCAUGCCAAUGACGAUGAAUCUCCAAGUCAUCUUGAAGUUGACUUGGUCUUCCUGACAAUGGAGUUGAUUUUCUUGACAUUGACAACAAUCACUUUAGCAUCCUACUUGAUUUUAGAUGACGAAGAAUUUCCAUAUCUUAGCGACGUUGGGUUAGAAGCUCCCGACGUUGGCGUUGAUCCUCCUGAUGUCGGUGUAGAAGCCCCCGAUGUUGGCUUUGUAGUUUCUGACAAUGGCGUUGAUGAUCCCGACCCUGACAUAUAG